Messenger RNA from Capsicum annuum, 1050 nucleotides. Its product is annotated as gibberellin receptor GID1C. The transcript has 2 exons. Gene Ontology annotation, biological process: floral organ morphogenesis; raffinose family oligosaccharide biosynthetic process; positive regulation of gibberellic acid mediated signaling pathway. Gene Ontology annotation, cellular component: cytoplasm; nucleus. Gene Ontology annotation, molecular function: gibberellin binding; hydrolase activity. Bases 1 to 1050 code for a protein of 349 amino acids. The record is from RefSeq and is marked provisional. Lineage: Eukaryota; Viridiplantae; Streptophyta; Magnoliopsida; Solanales; Solanaceae.
AUGGCAAGAAACAAUGAAGCUACUACUGCUAAUGAGUCCAAGAGUGAAUCCAAGAGAGUGGUUCCACUCAAUACAUGGAUCCUAAUUUCCAACUUCAAGUUGUCUUACAAUCUUCUCCGUCGCCCUGAUGGGACUUUCAACCGUCACUUGGCAGAGUACCUUGACCGGAAGGUCUCAGCCAAUGCAAAUCCAGUUGAUGGAGUUUUCUCUUUUGAUGUUGUCAUUGAUCGUGAAAUAGGCCUACUCAGCCGUGUCUAUCGCCCUGCUUUUGAAGAUGAAGCUUCACCGAGCUUAACUGAACUUGAAAAGCCUGUGACUGCUGAUGUUGUACCUGUCAUAAUUUUCUUCCAUGGUGGAAGUUUUGCUCACUCUUCCUUCAAUAGUGCUAUCUAUGACACACUUUGUCGCCGCCUUGUUGGCAUUUGCAAUGCAGUUGUUGUGUCAGUUAAUUACCGGCGAGCGCCUGAAAAUCGCUAUCCUUGUGCUUAUGAUGAUGGAUGGACUGCUCUUGAGUGGGUUAAUUCAAGGCAAUGGUUGCAGAGCAAAAAAGACUCGAAGGUUCACAUAUACUUAGCUGGAGAUAGCUCUGGUGGUAAUAUUGUUCACAAUGUGGCGUUCAGGGCAAUAGAAUCCGAUGUAAAAGUGUUGGGAAAUAUACUGCUGAACCCUAUGUUUGGUGGACAAGAGAGAACAGAAUCGGAGAAGCGAUUGGAUGGCAAAUAUUUCGUCACACUUCAAGACCGAGACUGGUAUUGGAGAGCCUAUCUUCCUGAAGGUUCAGACAGGGACCAUCCGGCAUGCAACCCAUUUGGUCCAAAUGGUAUAGACCUCAAAGGAGUUAAGUUCCCAAAGAACCUUGUUGUAGUAGCAGGCUUGGACCUUGUUCAGGAUUGGCAGUUAGCCUACGCUGAUGGGCUUAAGAAGGCCGGACAAGAGGUUAAACUGAUAUAUUUGGAGAAGGCAACAAUCGGGUUCUACUUGUUGCCAAAUAAUGAACACUUCUACACUGUCAUGGAUGAGAUAUUUAGCUUCGUGAAUUCUGACUCUUAG